CAAUAUAAAUUAUUUACACGUUGGUCUAAAAGUUUUCCACUGAUUUAUAACAAAGAGAAUAAAUUUUACUUUGAAGAAGAUUCAAAUUAAAAUCCGUAAUCACUUGAACGUUGUUAACAUAACGUUUAAUUGGUAACCAAGGAAACCAAGGUAACCAAGUGUUUUGUUGUAUGUUGUCAAAGAUAAAGUUGACAUUUUCCAAUUUCUUUUUUCGGUCUUUUAUUACUUGGUAAAAAUGGAACAAUAUUUAUUGGAAGGCGAUGGUUAUUUUACCAUAAUUGAAAAAAGUUCAAUUGCUGUUGAUGAGAAUGAAAUAGUGGAGUUAAAGGUUGGAUCAACUAUCAAUUAUUUGUGGCCAGAGCGUGCACGACACAAAAAAAAGUAUUCUGGGAAAAUAGUUGGAAUCUCAACUAAUGAAGCAGAUUUGCUAAAAUUAAAAACUCAAAAAUUACAAGAAGCAACAAGAAGUUUAAAAAGAAAAAGAAACGAAAAAUCCACAACAAGCUGUAAAAAAAAUCAAGCACUGUCAGAUGACAAUCCUCAGAAGAAAAUAAAUCAGAAACUUCUGCGCAAAGAAGCAAACAUUUCUAGUGCAAAGGAGAUAUUGAAAACUUUGGAUAUGGAUACUUUGGAAUGCUCUACAUUAUCUUAUGCACUAAACAAUAUUAAUAUUGCUUUACGUUUAGCAAAAGAUAUAACACCUACCUUGGAAAAAGCUAAAAAGUCAUUAGAAGAUUUCCUGUCAGAUCAAAGUUCGGAGCUAAUUCAUCUUGAUACCGGUGAAACGUCGACUUUCGUCAUUCAUGGACAACCUUCUUCUUCGAAUCAAAUACAGUAUGAUCCUUCGACUGAAAAUCUGCCACGACCUGUCUUUGAAGGGCAGACAUCUUCUUCGAAUCGAAAACAAGAUGAUCCUUCGACUGAAAAAAUGCCACGACCUGUCAAUGAAGGGCAGUCAUCUUCUUCGAAUCAAAAACAAGAUGAUCCUACGACUGAAAAUCAGCUUCGUCCUUUUAUUGAGGGUCAACUUUCUUCUUUGACUGAAUAUCAUUCUACGAUUGAAGAACCACCUUCUAAUUCUUUAAGACCGACUUUGGACAACCAUUCUGAAGAUAACAUUUUAGAAACGGAAGAUGAUAUUGACCCGAACGCAGUUAAUAACACAGACUUAAAUAUUUUUUUAUUUACAAAGCAGACUGCAAAUGAUCAGGCUGUCGAAUUAUAUCCAGAGAGUGACCUUUACAUAGACAAAACUGCUUUCAAUGAUGCAAAGAAAAAAUCAACUUCCCAAGCAAUAUUAUGUAGAUUUCUUUUAAUUUCUACAAUUAAAGAAGAGGUUCUAUUAUCUAAAAGUUUGUCAAAAGAAGAAAAGGACCAGAAACAAGAUGCAGUUAAUAAAAUUUUAAAAUACUCUCGCUCGUUUGCCAAAAGAGUGAACUGGAAACCCGUAGAUGACCAGAUUAUUAAAUCAAGCAUUCGCAGUAAAAUUCGCGAGAUGAGAAACAAAAUGAAUUGA
Molecule: messenger RNA, 1516 nt
Organism: Leptopilina heterotoma
Lineage: Eukaryota; Metazoa; Arthropoda; Insecta; Hymenoptera; Figitidae
Exons: 6
Coding region: 236-1516 (426 amino acids)
Source: RefSeq, a predicted model, not a curated record